Akanthomyces muscarius is the source of this 327-nucleotide messenger RNA. RefSeq lists its product as uncharacterized. NCBI's taxonomy places the organism in Eukaryota, Fungi, Ascomycota, Sordariomycetes, Hypocreales, Cordycipitaceae. The transcript is spliced from 5 exons. The record is from RefSeq and is a predicted model, not a curated record. The coding region runs from base 1 to 327 and encodes 108 amino acids.
AUGCAUAAAUAUAUCCGACAGCCCCAUAACUCCGCCCUCAAGACGUUUAGAAGCUUUGCGCUUCACGUGACAACGCAGCGUGCAUCCGACGACCGAAAGACCUCGGAGCUCAUUACUACUCCCCGCUUGCAAUUUCCCUAUCAGGGCUUGUCGGGCAGCUAUGUGCGCGCACAAAUUCUUUUCCACUCGGGUAGAAAGAAAGUUGGUAUGACUUUCGUUCAGUGGCGUUCAACCGCCGAGGUCCAUUUACUAGAGGCACAGGAUGCACGCUACUUAGUGGGCGACGUCUCUCACGGCGCAGAGGGCUGGAUUUCUAUGUUAAAAUAG